CUUCGGUUUUUUCUUCUCCUGGCUCCUAACUAAUUGUGUCGGCAUGUGUGCUGGGGGAUAAUUUGUUGGUCUCACUUCGGACUGGCUUUAAAUUUAUUGUUUGCCCAGAGAAAAGUGUCAAAUGCAGACGAUUUUCACAAUCGGAUGAUGAAUGAUAAAUUGUGGUAUCCCCUUUCCCCGACAAACUACAUGCUACACGAACUGCACUUUUGCAACUAAUUAUGUCCGCUCAUUAUUAACCCCGCUGUCGAGUCAACAAGAAAAGUCAUUCUUGACAUCCCAGAAAAGGGAAAGGAAACGGGCAGUGGAAAAAACCAAGCAAACAUGCUUUUGUCAUUUGCGCAAAUUAAUGCACGACAGUUGAGGAACAGUAGUGACGCGGAAAACGAGGGGCUUACAAAAAGCAGAUGCUGUUUAUUCGGGUAGCUCUUAGGGAAGGUCAACUGUAUGUGCUGGCCUCGGCCUUUUAUCAUUUAUUGUCUCGGGAAAACGAGGAAACGAGUCCUUAAGUCGAUGUACAAACAAUAUGAGGGAAAAAGAAAUUUUC
Messenger RNA from Drosophila yakuba, 547 nucleotides. RefSeq lists its product as uncharacterized. NCBI's taxonomy places the organism in Eukaryota, Metazoa, Arthropoda, Insecta, Diptera, Drosophilidae. The record is from RefSeq and is a predicted model, not a curated record.